GUCGGUGGGCGGUGAUGUAGCGUUAUAAUAUCAGUGGGCCGGCUCUCAGUAACCCGGCUGUGGUUUGGGCGCUGGGGAUCGGUAAAGGCGCAGUCAUGGCUGCCUGGAUGACCAUGCAAGCGGCGCGAUGUCCGACAGAUGACCUGUCGCUGACUAACUGUGUGGUAGCGAAUGAGAGGGAUCUAAAGUCUGGCCAACAUGUUAUGAUCAGGACCACGCCCACUCAUAAGUACGUGUUCACUGUAAAGACGCAUCAGAGCGUGGUGUCUGGAACCAUUGCCUUCAGCCUGCCUCAGAGGAAAUGGGCUGGCCUCGCUCUCAACCAAGAUGUGCAAGUGGCUACUUACACGUUCGACACGUCGAGGCAGUACGUGGGAACCAUGACUCUGGAGGUCGACUUCCUGCAGAAGAAGAAUGCGGACAGUAACCCGUACGACACCGACAAGAUGUCCAUAGAGUUCAUCCAGUUCUUCAACUCACAGGCCUUCUGUGUGGGUCAGCAGUUUGUGUUCAGCUUCUGCGAGAAGCUCUUCUUACUGGUCAUUAAAGACGUGGAAGCGAUGGACCCCAGCAUUCUGAGAGGCGAGCAGAGCUCCAAAAAGCAGACUAAGAUUGACAUUGGGUUGUUGCAUGGAAACAGUCAGGUGAUUUUUGAGAAAGCAGAAAGCUCUACAAUCAACCUGAUCGGUAAAUCUAAGACUCGUGGAGCUCGGCAGUCCAUCAUUAACCCUGACUGGAAUUUCGAGCGGAUGGGAAUCGGAGGUCUGGAUAAAGAGUUCUCCGAUAUCUUCCGCCGAGCCUUCGCUUCCAGAGUCUUCCCUCCGGAUUUAGUGGAGCAGAUGGGCGGGAAGCAUGUUAAAGGCAUCCUGCUGUUCGGUCCUCCUGGCUGCGGGAAGACGCUGAUGGCCCGUCAGAUUGGGAAGAUGCUGAACGCCAGAGAGCCAAAAGUGGUCAACGGUCCUGAGAUCCUCAACAAGUAUGUGGGAGAGUCAGAGGCCAACAUCAGGAAACUGUUUGCUGAUGCAGAGGACGAGCAGAAGAGGCUGGGAGUCAAUAGCGGACUACACAUCAUCAUUUUUGAUGAGAUUGAUGCCAUCUGUAAGCAGAGAGGGAGCAUGGCGGGCAGCACCGGGGUUCAUGACACCGUGGUGAACCAGUUACUGUCUAAGAUUGAUGGUGUGGAGCAGCUCAACAACAUCCUGGUUAUAGGUAUGACUAAUAGACCAGACCUGAUAGAUGAAGCUCUCCUGAGGCCUGGAAGACUGGAGGUCAAGAUGGAGAUUGGUCUGCCGGAUGAGUCGGGUCGUGUUCAGAUCCUGAAUAUUCACACAGCCAGGAUGAGGCAGUCCAAUAUGCUGGGCACAGACGUGGACAUUAAGGAGCUGGCUGUGGAGACGAAGAACUACAGUGGGGCGGAGCUCGAGGGGCUGGUGCGAGCAGCUCAGUCCACCGCCAUGAACCGUCACAUCAAGGCCAGCACUAAGGUGGAGGUGGACACUGAAAAGGCCCAGGAGCUGCAGGUCAGCAGAAGUGAUUUCUGGGCGUCGCUGAAUAACGACAUCAAACCUGCGUUCGGCACCAAUCAGGAAGAUUACUCCAGUUAUAUCCUGAACGGAAUAGUGAAGUGGAGUAACGCUGUGACGGAUAUACUGGAGAACGGAGAGCUGCUGGUGCAGCAGACUAAAAACAGUGAACGCACACCACUGGUAACCGUGUUACUGGAGGGGCCUCCACACUGUGGAAAAACAGCGCUAGCAGCUAAAAUUGCAGAGGACUCAGAGUUCCCCUUCAUCAAAAUCUGCUCUCCAGACAAGAUGAUCGGCUUCUCUGAGAUCGCCAAGUGCCAAGCCAUCAAGAAGAUUUUUGAUGAUGCCUACAAGUCCCAGCUGAGCUGCGUGUUGGUGGACGAUAUUGAACGACUUCUGGACUUUGUUCCCAUUGGACCUCGCUUCUCAAACUCAGUUCUUCAAGCUCUACUGGUGCUUCUGAAGAAGACCCCUCCUCGCGGUCGCAAGCUGCUGAUUUUGGGCACCACCAGCCGUAAGGACGUGAUGCAGGAGAUGGGCAUGCUGGACUCCUUCAGCACCACCAUCCACAUCCCCAACAUCUCCAGAGGAGAGCAUCUGAUGGAGGCCCUGGAGCUGCUGGGAGGUUUCCAGGAAGAUGAACGCACACAAAUUGCACAGCAAGUCAAAGGCAAAGGAGUGUGGCUCGGCAUUAAGAAGCUUCAGAUGCUCAUCGAAAUGUCCCUGCAGAUGCUCCCUGAAUACAGAGUUAAGAAGUUUUUGGAGCUGCUGACGGAAGAGGGCGCGUUGGGUUCUGAUAAGCAUGUGGCUAUAUAAACCACAUCGCUGGAGCGUGGCCUCACACUGAUAGAACUCCAUGCCAUGUUGUGUCCUCUUCUCCGUCCCGUCCAACACUAAAGGAACUCAGCGCAGCGGGGCUGGCUCUGUAUAUAAUCUCCCCUCAUGGGAACUGGAUGGGUAAAUUACGCGCAUGUGUAUGAAGACCUGUAGUGCAUAUCGAUUGAUAUUAAACAUUCCGUCAUGUCUUAAUAACUCUCAUGAUGUCAUUUGAUUGAGUGAUUUUUUUUUUUUUUUUGUAGAUUUUGGUUUAUUUCUGUUUAAUUUGCAAUGCUAUCAAAUGAGUUUUUCAGAGAAAUCCAAGUUUAUGUUCUUGGAAUUAUUGGUAUCUGUCUUAAAAAUCAUAUUUAUGUAUAAAUUUCAACAACAUACAAGCAGGUCUGUAGGUAUUUAGACAGGAACAGAAAUGUUAGAAAGCUGUAUAAUGCGGAGAUAAUGCUGUUGUGCACCAGCUCAGUUUAUUUUAAAUGAAGCAGUGAAGUUCUGACUGUUAUAGAAUACUGCUACAGGUUUAAUCUGCCAUUAAAAUCUUUUGAAAUAUAUACAGCUCUGUAAGAAAAUAAGAGAUCACUUAAAAAUGAUGAGUUUCUUUGAUUUUACCAAAUUAAAAACCUCUGGAAUAUAAUCAAGAGGAAGAUGGAUGAUCACAAACCAUCAAACCACCAAACUGAACUGCUUGAAUUUUUGCACCAGGAGUAAAGCAGCAUAAAGUUAUCCAAAAGCAGUGUGUAAGACUGGUGGAGGAGAACAUGCCAAAAAGGCUUAUUCAAAUAAAUAUUGAUUUCUGAACUUUAUGAAUAUGAACUUUAUUGUUUUCUUUGCAUUAUUUGAGGUCUGAAAGCUCUGUAUAUUUUUGGCAAAUAAAUGCUCUAAAUGAGAAUAUUUUCAUUUGGAAUUUGGGAGAAAUGUUGUCUGUAGUUUAUAGAAUAAAACAACAAUGUUCAUUUUACUCAAACAUAAACCUAUAAAUAGCUAAAUCAGAUAAACUGUUUCAGAAACUGAAGUGCACUCUUCUUGUUUUCCAGAGCUGUAUUUUCCAACAGUCUACUCUGGCCUUUCCAGUGGUUUAUACUUUAAAUAAAACUUUAUUUGCACUUAUGAAGUUUUUCGGAGUUGCUAAGCUUGUGUAUUCCUUUCUUCUAAAGAAAAUGCACCAAAUUAUUUAUUUGGACACUAUUUCUUCUGACUUUUUUCUGUCUAAUGAUGGCCUCUUUACUAGAAUUGUACACUUUUUUGGUCCGAUUAUGUACUGUACCAAUAAACAGCUACUCCUGGCCACGAACUGCUAUCAGUCAACAGCUCAAUUUACUUUAAGACAAUAGAACUUAAGACAUAAUAAAAUAAAUGUCUAUAAAAACGUAUGUACUUAUGAUUUUGACGGGGACUGUCUCUUUCUUUUACUUUUACUUUUUACCAUAUGUAACAGAGCGAGCAUAGAAAAAAUAACAUGCAUUUAUUUUAAUUUCAGAAAGUAAGUGUGUUUUUUUUUGCUCAUUUAUACAAGUUUACAAUUUAUACAAGCAAAAUAAUGUUCCGGUCAAUCAUUUAUUUACUUAAUUUCACUUGAAAAAUCAGCUAAACAACACAUUUUUAAAAUAAAACUCUAUUUUAGGCAGAAAGUAGAAAGUCAGUUCUUGGCUUUGAUGUUUCAUGCAGGAAAAAAAAACGAAAGUGUAAGAAUCUAAAAUGUUUUAUAGUCAUCAAAGUUUGGUUCUUGACAGAGUGUACCAUUAGCAGGGUCAUGGAUGCUAAUUAAGGCUAAUUAAUGCGAUCCAUAAAGGAUCCACAUCCUCCUCAGAGAACACACACUUCAACACACUCAAAGUGCAAUUGCUAUUGAUUUGCUUACUGUAACAUUUUCCAAAAAUGUGGCCUGUUCCUUUCUUACUUAGUUUUUUUAUUCAGAAAAUAAAUAAAAUAAUUGUGCUUUAAAA
This is a messenger RNA of Astyanax mexicanus (Mexican tetra), 4297 nucleotides long. RefSeq names its product N-ethylmaleimide-sensitive factor b (gene nsfb). Gene Ontology annotation, cellular component: Golgi stack. The record is from RefSeq and is a predicted model, not a curated record. NCBI's taxonomy places the organism in Eukaryota, Metazoa, Chordata, Actinopteri, Characiformes, Acestrorhamphidae. The transcript has 22 exons. Gene Ontology annotation, biological process: intra-Golgi vesicle-mediated transport; SNARE complex disassembly; Golgi to plasma membrane protein transport. The coding region runs from base 96 to 2342 and encodes 748 amino acids. Gene Ontology annotation, molecular function: ATP binding; ATP hydrolysis activity.